Messenger RNA from Vespa crabro (European hornet), 4274 nucleotides. It is a transcript of the gene Cad96Cb, whose product is annotated as protocadherin-16. Gene Ontology annotation, cellular component: membrane. Gene Ontology annotation, biological process: homophilic cell-cell adhesion. The coding region runs from base 962 to 3457 and encodes 831 amino acids. The transcript has 17 exons. Gene Ontology annotation, molecular function: calcium ion binding. Lineage: Eukaryota; Metazoa; Arthropoda; Insecta; Hymenoptera; Vespidae. The record is from RefSeq and is a predicted model, not a curated record.
UUCAUUUGUAUUUGUUCAUAAAUUCGUUUAUCUUUCUUUUAAGUAUACAUUUUAAUUUAAUGAUCAAUGGGCUUAUUCAUUUAAUAGAAACGAGAGAGGAUUUUAGAGUACCUGAAUAUUUACGGAAGUUGCUUCACGGAGGUUGCUCAUGAUAUGUUUGGGUUUACGGUGCACGAAUUAACAGUACGGUGUCCCAGUGAGCUAUAUCAGCCCAGUAAUGAAUUUUGAUUUCAGAACUAAUUUCUUUAUUUUUAUUUUUUUAAUUACUUCAUUCAGUCACCGACAAUGAAUUUAUUUUACUUGUUAAAAUUUAAAUUACAUUAAAAAUUCGAUCGAUUAAUUUCAAUACGCGACAAAUAUAAUACUUUCGAAUGGGUAGCCUAACAAAGAUGUAGCGCAAGAUCGAAAGGAAAAGCGAAGAGGAAGGUCGAAGGGGAUGGAGUACUCUGCUCGUUGUAGGCACUACUCGCGACUACGAAUUUAGAAACGUCUUCUGUAGGAAGUUGCUGCCGGUUCUGCACUUCGAUGAUGCCAAGAGUCCUACAUAACCACGUAAUAAAGGAGUUUCUCUGCAUGCUUUCUAACCACACGUUAUGAACGGCCUCCCCCCGCAUCAAUCCAAGUUCGUCGCACCAUGUUUAUUCGAACUCUAUUUUAACGAAUAAUUCGACCAUGUUACAUCAAUUAAUACGCAUCAUCGAUUUCGCAUUCGAUAAGAACGUACAUAUAUAGAUAGAACGCGAAGAGCCCUCUUUCGUUUCCUUUUAACGAGAGAGCAUAAUUCGAAAGAUACGUUUAAGUAUCGUUCGCAUUUCGUUCAUUCUCCUUAGCAUAUUUGGCAUAGUUUGAUAGGAUCGCUCGGUUCUUUCUACUGUUCCGUGGUCAUCGAUGUAAAACAAGCUCUCUCGUUACAGAUGCAUCAGGCAAGAUCCGAGCCGGUGGAUUAUGACAUUGAGUCGCUAUGGGGACCAGCUUACAAAAGAUCGUGCCUCUUCUUUCCUGCAUGCUCCAAUUUAUUGCCGGACAAUUGAUCCGAGACACGAGAUGUUUUUUGGAAAACGGUGCAACGGCGGCUCAUCUCUUUGUCAACGAGGAUCACGCAGUUGGCGAUAUCGUCGGCGUUCUUGGUGUCUUGGGAGAUCCAGGACCACACGGAGACAUUAAAUUGAGACUUCAAGAACUUGAUAGUCCUGUCGAGUUUUCACCUUAUUCGAAAAAUUUAACAUUAACUAGACCACUGGAUAAAGAAGGUGUUGACGGACCUGCCAGCGUUUACGUUAACGUUAUUUGCGAAAGAAAACGUACUUUAGAUCCCGGUUUCGUGAUACCAGUUAAUAUUCGCGUGACUGAUGCCAAUGAUAAUGCGCCUCAAUUCGUGAACGCUCCUUACGUAUUGAAUAUUUCUGAGGUCACGGUCGUUGGCACAAGAGUAUUGCAGGGUGUCCGAGCAGUGGAUGCAGAUCAACCAGGGCCUUAUUCUACUGUGCAAUAUGCCGUUUUACCGGGACCUCAUUCGGAAUAUUUCGUUUUUGUGAAUGCGUUAGAAGGCACGCUAGUAUUAAGAAAACCUUUGGAUUACGAAGCUCUUACAAAUUUCUCCAUUGAUAUUCGAGCACAAGAUCAAGGUAAUCCUCCACGAUCCUCGACCACGACGUUAUACGUGAACGUCAUCGAUGCCGAUGAUCAAAAUCCUUCGUUUCUCAAUGAUCAGUACAAAGUCAAACUUCCUUCGCAAAUUAAAACGAGAACAGUUUUGAAAGUGGAGCCAGCAUCGAUAAAGGCUGUUGAUCAAGACGUUGGUAUAAAUGCUCCUGUUAGAUAUACCAUUCAAGGAGGAAUUUUACCUUUUCUUCUUUUAAAUCCUGACACUGCCGAAAUAGUUAUUAUACGAUCGUUGCAAGAAAAUGAACUCUUGUCGCCUGCUACGAUCGUCGUUAAAGCUACUCAGAUAGACAAUCCUGAUAGAUAUGCAUUGGCGACUAUCGUUGUAUCUCGAGAGGAUGCUUAUGGAACAGGUCCUACUGCAGGUGGCCGAGUACCUACGAAGUUCACGCUAAAAGAUUAUCAAAUAAAAAUUCCGGAGAAUACACCGCCUGGUAGCGUUAUUUUAACUAUGAGCGUCAAUAGAGCUGAUUCUCUAUUAAGAUUUUGGCUUGUUGGAGCAGUUGAAGACUUGGAAAGGUUCUCUGUAACUCCUUCUGGCGAAUUAAUUUUGAAGGGUACUCUUGAUUAUGAGAAAAGAACUCAACAUAGUUUUCUAGUUCAAGUUACUGAUGGUUACUUUAACGAUACAUCCAGAGUCAAUGUAUCGAUUGAGGAUGUGAAUGAAUGGGAACCACGAUUUCGACAUCCCAGAUAUGAAUUCCAUGCUCGUUCUUUAAAAGAAGGAUCUAUUGUCGGAAGAUUGGAAGCCGCGGAUGGCGACAGAGACGAUAUGAUUCGAUUGUCUUUAAGAGGUCCAGAUGCAAGGUCAUUUGAAAUACAUGACAAUGGUGAGUUGAUUUUAAGAUCUAUGAAUACCAUAAAUGGUUCAAUGGCUCGUUUAGUAGCAGUUGUUUCGGAUUCAGGACGUCCUCCAAGAUCGAGCAUGGUACCUGUAAUAGUUCAUAUACCGAAUGGUGCCUCCUUACCUGUAGCAGCAAGGGCUGCACCUGCUUGGUUGGGAAGUAGUGUUCUUUUAGUAGCAGUUUUUGGAGCUGUUUUAGGACUACUUGGAGUUGUUAUACUUAUUCUUAUUCUUUACAUAUAUAAGCACAGCAAAGGGAGCAAAAGUGGUGGAUCUGUAAGUUCCGUUGGAACCGGAUAUCGCGAGAAAUCGCCGGUGCCAUCAGCUUUAAGUCCAACGCCACAAGUAUUAGGAGCCAGUGCUCUUCAAGAUACUUCAGAGAACAGCUACAGGAAGCGUUCUACCACGAACGAGAGUGGAAGUAACGUUAACGAGACCGUCACCGAUCUCGACGCACCUGGUUUUGGAGAAUUGAACGAGCGAGCCUACGCCGCCACGAUCAAAAGUAUGUUCCCGUCACGAGUAAUUCAUGACGGUACGAUGCGCUCUUCGCACCGUUUCGAACGGCGAUUCGUACGAGCUAGCUCAAGUGUCGCAUCGGCUAGACAGCUACCUCUCUAUGCUAGGCAUAAGAUCGCACCAGCCCCGAAUCCACCUGCCUUAUCAGCAACCUCAAACAUUCCAAAUAUCGGCGGUCUUGUUCAAAACAUGAAUGACUUGAGUGCAAGGAGCAAUCUCGAUGCAACUUCCCACGAUUCAUCUACUUGCUCCGGUGACCCACCGGACUCUCUGAUGACUGUCUGGCCAGUAGGAUCUAUGUCUCCGAGAGUUAAGAAACUUUCCUGGGACGACGACGAUAGGACUGUGGAAAGUAUCGACGUAAGAGCAGAAACCAGGCCAGGAAGCACUAAAACUGAGACCGAACGUCUAAAUCUUACCGUUUAUUUUUGAAAUUGAAUUCGAGAUACGAUAUUGCUUUUUCUACAUUUCGCAUUGAAAAAAAGUGUGUUUCAUUGUUAAUAUCAUUACAACUUAUUUGAAUAGGAAAAACGUAUUUUUUUUUCUUCGGACUGCGAAAGACAAUAAUAUUAUUAUAUCAUAAUCGAAGAUAUUGAUUUUAAUUCGUAUAAAUUGGAAUUAAUAUUGGAUAAAUUGUAAUCAAUAUCUUUGAUUAAUAAUAACAAUUCAUCUUACGAUCGGGUAAUUCAUUGUACGAUCACGUAUCGCUUUAUCUAUAUUUUCGUUUAUUCAUACGAUUAGAUACUGAAGCGUACAUAUGAACACAAAUGCUUUUCAACUCUACGUAAUCGAGACGACCAUCGAGGUCAGUAGGUCGAUCUUUGCGGACGAUCACUUAUUCAGGAGGUAGAUCCGGAUUUUGCGAUAUCAUGAUCGAGCCGAAAUAAAGGGACCAAUCCGUAGUUCGAAAAAAUUUCGGAUAUUGCGGAUAUGUAUAUGUGUAUGUAUAUAUAUAAUAUAUAUAUAAUAUAUAUAUAUAUACAUAUAUAUAUUAUAAUUAUAUAAUAUAUAUAUAUAUAUAUUAUUAUAAGUGGUUAAAAAAAUGUUUGUAAAUAUCGAAGUAAAUACUUCUAGUUAGGAAGUGUCGAGUUACCAAUGAUCAUUAAUCUUCGUUUAAGAUUCUUUGGUGCAUCAUAAAGAUCAAUUUAACGCAUAAGUUUGAAGAUAUAAAUGAAAGAUUAUGUCAUUAAAUAUCGUUGUUAUAAUCUUUCGAAAAAUGAUAAUAAACUUUAUGAAAAAAAUGAAUUAA